Messenger RNA from Sinocyclocheilus rhinocerous, 1992 nucleotides. RefSeq names its product protein NLRC3-like. The transcript has 3 exons. The record is from RefSeq and is a predicted model, not a curated record. The annotation marks the transcript as partial. Lineage: Eukaryota; Metazoa; Chordata; Actinopteri; Cypriniformes; Cyprinidae.
AUGCAUCACACUGCUCCGUGCUUCACAGACGAUGUGUGCUUUGAUCAGGAGCUGCUCCAAGCCUUCUCCAGACUCUUUUCUUCCCGUCAUUCUGACGAUUUGAGGUUGCAAAAAUUCUUGGAAAUUCACAAAACCAACAUUAAGGAGAAAGUUGAACUGAUUUUUGAGGUCAAGGAAGAAAAUGAAGCACAUCUCAAGGAUGUUUACAUAGAACUCUUCAUCACAGAGGGAGAAAUUGAAGAUGUCAAUCAGGAACAUGAGAUUCUGAAGAUUGAUGAUGCUUUCAAGAACAAAAAAACACAGAACAAACCAAUAAAAUGCAAUGCUAUAUUUACUGAACUGAGGAAAAAUAAUGAGAAAAAGAUUGUGCUGACCAAGGGCAUCGCUGGCAUUGGGAAAACUGUCUCUGUGCACAAGUUCAUCCUGGACUGGGCAGAAGGAAAAGCCAAUGAGGAUAUACACUGUGUGUUCCUGCUUCCAUUCCGAGAGAUCAACGUGCUUAAAGACAAAGAGGUCAAUCUCCAUGAGUUUCUACAGGUAUUUUAUCCUGAACUAAAAGAAUUGGAAAAAUUAAACGUGUUUGAGAAAUAUAAAGUGGCAUUUAUAUUUGAUGGACUUGAUGAGAGUCGCCUGCCUUUGGAUUUUGUAAGCGGAAUUCUGUCGUCUGUUGAGGAAAGAUCAUCUGUAGAUGUGCUGUUCACAAGUCUGGUCAAAGGGAAGCUGCUUCCAUCAGCUCUCGUCUGGGUGACCUCGCGACCAGCAGCAGCCAAUGAGAUCCCGCCUCAGUAUGUGGGUUUGUUCACAGAGGUGCGAGGAUUCACUGACCAGCAGAAGGAGGAGUACUUCAGAAAGAGAAUCACAGAUGAGACUCAAGCCUCCAGAAUCAUCUCACACAUUAAGACGAAUCGUAGUCUCUACAUCAUGUGCCACAUUCCUGUGUUCUGCUGGAUCACGGCCACUGUUCUUCGGAAAUUUCUCAAGAACAGUGCAGAGAACAUCAGCACAACACUCACUGAAAUGUACAUCCACUUCCUGCUGAUACAGAUGGACAUGAAGAACCAGAAGUACGAUGGAAAAGCAGAAAGACAGCGUACAAAGCUGUUACAUUCAAACAGAGAGAUGAUUUUGAUGUUAGCCAAGCUAGCAUUUGAACAGCUGAAGAAAGAAAACAUUGUGUUUAAUGAGGAAGAUCUGGAAGAAUGUGGUAUUGAUGCGAGUGAAGACACUCAGUUCACAGGAAUGAUCGCUGAGUUCUUUAAGAAGGAGGAUGGAAUACAUGAGACGAAGGUCUUCUACUUUGUGCAUCUGAGUGUUCAAGAGUUCCUUGCUGCAGUGCAUGUCUAUUUCUGCUACCUGAACAAGAACAUGCAGGAGCUUCAGUUUUUCUUUGAGACGCCAAAAAAAAACAUCACAUUGCAGGAGCUUCUGCAUAAGGCUGUUAAUAAAGCAAUGCAGAGUAAGAGAGGACAUCUGGACCUGUUCCUGCGGUUUCUGAUGGGUAUUACGCUGGAAUACAGUCAGAGCCUGCUCAAAGGCCUGCUCACACACACUGAAGACACCACAGAGAGCAUCAGAAAAAUAUGUGCACACAUUAAACAAUUACUAAAAGAGGAUAUCUCAGAUGAAGCUUCAGUGAACCUAUAUUACUGCUUGCUUGAGCUCAAAGAUCAUUCAUUACUUGAGGAAGUCCAGAAGUACCUAAGUUCAGAUCCACAUUCAGAAAGAAAACUCUCAUCUUCAAUGUGCACAGUGCUGAUCUACAUACUGCUGAUGUCCGAGAAGGUGCUGGACGAGUUCAACCCAAAGAGGUUCACGUCAUCAGAUUGGAACUACACAAGACUCGUUCCAGCUGUGAGAUGCUGCAGAACAGCCCUAUUUGACGACUGUGUUCUUGAUGAAACAAGUUGUGACACUGUGUCUUCAGCUCUCCAAGCAUCAAACUGCCAUUUGAGAGAGCUGGACCUGAGUAGAAAUCACCUGAAGGAUUCAGGA